AUGGACGUCCCCAUCUCAUCCAUCAAACCCAUCUACCACCCAUCUCCCACCACCCCCACCCCCAAAUCUAAGUCCAUCCAGACAACCAUCCAAACCCUCAAUCUCCAACCUCACCCGGAAGGAGGCUACUACACUGAAACAGACCGUCAGCCGCUCCGCAUCCCCAAUCCUCACAGCACAGACCCAAGCGACACGCGCUCCCUCUCAACCACAAUCUACUACUAUCUCACCCCAGACUCCCCAACGGGCUCCUUCCACCUCAACCGCAGCUGCACGGUUCACAGUCUCCAUCGCGGCAGGGGGCGGUACGUCAUUAUCCACGCGGACUUGGCGACGGAUGAUGGCCGGGCACCUGUGACAUCGUUUGUGGUCGGUCCGAACCUGGACAAGGGGGAGACGAUGCAGUGGAUUGUGGAGGGGGGCAAGUACAAAGCUUCUUAUCUGUUGCCUGAUAACCCCUCGGAGAACGGGGACGGGGAGAGCGAAGGGUUGUUGAUUACGGAGACCGUUGUCCCUGGGUUUGAAUUCAAGGAUCACGAGUUCAUGACCCCCCAGACGAUGGAGAGGCUGCUCCCGGAGGAGCAGCGCCAAGCGCUGAGCUGGUUGUUAAAGAAAGAUUGA
Molecule: messenger RNA, 621 nt
Organism: Aspergillus pseudoviridinutans
Lineage: Eukaryota; Fungi; Ascomycota; Eurotiomycetes; Eurotiales; Aspergillaceae
Product: cupin domain-containing protein
Exons: 2
Coding region: 1-621 (206 amino acids)
Cellular component (GO): intracellular anatomical structure
Source: RefSeq, a predicted model, not a curated record